UCGUUUGAACGUCUCUAGUGGGGACAGACAUCUUCUAAAAACAAGUUACUGGAAACGCUCGAAGUCGGGCGGGAGCUUGCGAAUUUUUAGUGGUUUCUGUGAAUUUUUAAAUGAUUGAGUCCACUCUAUCGUUAAGUUACGGAAAAAGUAGCAGCGUGUGUUAACAAAGUGCCGCGGUAACGGGCAUUUGGUUGCCUGGUGUUUGUCAGGGACCCAAGCAGAAGAAUACGCAUUCGGAGUGAGUUGACAAUUCGGGAAUAGUUCUGUGCGGCAGGUCUCCGGUUCGCGCGUUGCAUGCUAGUGCAUGUUAUAUUUAUUGUGGGUCGGGGAAAAACCUCAAGUUUAUCCAUUAGUGGGCCAAAGUGUGAGGGACGUGUAUAGAAUUUGUACCGUUGGAUGGUUCCCAGUCGCGUACGCGGAAAAUUGUGUUCUUGUGCGAGACGAGGGUGUAUCUGGCGAAUAGGAAAAUCCCAGUGUCAGUGAGUUGCAAAACGAGUGGAAUUGUGUUCGUCGCCGGGACGCGAAGUCUUGAUCGGGCAUUAGAGUCCCUGUCCGUGUUCGCGAUGCGGAUCACUAGUGAGCUUGCAAUCAGUUCUAAGAGACCGCCUCAGCAGGAACUAGACUUGCUCGCGAUUCGUGCGUGAAAUCACGGAAAUAUGUCACGCCAGUAGAAUUGCAUCGAGUUGCGUUCUGCGCCAAAGUUGACAGACGGGGCCAUUUUGGGCUUCAGUUGUUUUUGCUCUUGACUUUUUGCUUUCCGCAUUAAAUGUGUGGCUGCGGUUGUGACCGCUCUAUAUGUAAUUUGCACAACUUUCUCCAAAGGGAUAUCCGCUGUUCGGGGAGAAAUUGGACUCGUUGAAGGAAGAAUUAAGUAACUUCCGUAACCAUGGCGGUGAAGGUGCUUUUUGAAGUUGGCCACACUUCUAAGCUGAAAAGUAAACUAACCCCCGACGGGUUCACUCACGAUUGGGAGCUUUACGUACGUGGGACUGACAAAAAUGAUAUUAGUCACUUUGUGGAGAAAGUGGUAUUUAAUUUACAUGAAUCGUUUCCAAAGCCGAAGCGUGUACUAAAGGAAGCACCCUAUGUCCUAAAAGAAUCUGGAUAUGCAGGAUUUUUGGUUCCUACGGAAAUUCACUUUAAAAAUCGUGAUCAACCAAAAGUUAUGACUUUUACGUAUGAUUUGUCACUACAAAAUGCGGGGCCGCCUGUGCAUCGAAGUGAAAUUAAAAAAUUUACUUUCAAUGCUCCAUCAGAAGAAUUUCGACGUAAACUAUUAAAAGGUGGCGGGAUAUCUCUCGUGAACAAUGCAGUUGAUGAUAAAAGCCGUGAUUCUCUCGACGACCGGUCGCAACCAAUGAGUAAGCAGAAAAUCAGUGGCGAUGAAGCUGCUAAAAAACACCGAAUUCGACCAGAAGAAUCAAAACUACAGACUUUUGCAAAGCUUUUUGGGCCGCCCAUAACUAAAACCACUCCAAAAGUGUCUCCUGAUGCAAAAAAUAAAUCAAGUCCAAAUACGGUAGUAUCCGGAGUGGCAAACAAAAGCAGCAAAAGUUCAGAGAAGGAAAAGUCAUCGUCCGCACCUUCAGUGAUAAAGGAAAAACCUGAAAAGACUAAAGAUAAACACAAGCAUAGCCCACACAAAGAGAAGUAUGAAAAUAAGGAAAAGAAAAGUGAAGAAAAGCAUGAACGAAAGGAGGAAAAGAAAAAAGACAAAACGCAUUCAAAGGAACGCGAAAGAAACCAUGAUAAGAGCUCAAAGCGACCAAGCAGCCCGAAAAGGCCAUCGAGUCCUAAACGAUCUAGUCCAGUUCGAAGUUCUUCAACAGCAAGCAAAUCAGAAACAAAUGGAUACAAGGCAUCCUCAAAGGCUCAUUCGGAUACUGUAGGUCUCAACAACAAUGCGGAGAAAGUGCCGACGAACAGUAGUAGCAGCAGCAAGAAGUCCAAAAAGGAAAAAAAAUCUUAUGAUAAAGACCGAGGUCGUGAGAAAGUCAAAGAAAAGGAGCGGGAAAGGAAAGAAAAACCAGAUGAUCGUUCUAGCAAUAACAGUACACCUGUAGCUCCAGCAACUGCAGUUGUGAAUCAUGGACUAGGCUCUUCACAAGCAGUUGCUGCUCCAAAACCGACUAGCAUUGACGUGAAAGCCACACCUGAUUACAACAAAAGCAAGGACAAGGAACUUGUGAAUUCAACUAGUUCUAAAGAUGUAGUCAAAGAGUCGGUGAAAAAGGGCGGAGUGGAAACAAACAGUAAUUUAAAUGAAGCAAGAAAAGCUACGGAGAAACAUGAUAAAGAUACUGAGAAACGGCAUAAGCAUAAGAAAAAAGACAAAAGCAAGGAGAAAGAAAAAGAGAAAGAGCAUACGGCAACUGGUAAAGAUUCGAAAAAGAAAGAAAAAGUUGUUAAAAAGGAUGAAUUGAAGAAGACUCCACAACCUACCAGUGAUUUGCCUCCGAUAAUAUCACAAAAGUCUAAUUCCACUCCCCUCAGUAGAUUAUCACAUGGAAUUAGUGACGAUGAAGAGACGCGAGAUAGUAUUUCUGAGAGUGUAUCUGCCUCCGUGUCCGAGAGGCACGAAAGUUUUGCAGAAAGCUCUAACAGUAGUGUGGUUGAUAUUGCUGCCAAAACUGCAUCUGCGCCCGUAGUGGCACAACAGUCACUUGCCUCCGCACCCGUCUCAGAGGAAACUAAGUCGGACAAAAAGGAACGAAAAAAUCGCGAUAAGGUGAAAACAGAAAAGGAUGAGAAGAAGCGAAAACGGAAAAGUAAAGAUGAUAUUGAUACCUCACACAAAUCUACACCGCCAGCGCCUGCAUUAAUCCCUGAACCUCCAUUGAAGCAAAUAAAGAAAGAAGAGUUAAUCGUGAAAAAUGGUGACCGAUCCAAUUCGCCGCAUUUGUCACAAAUAAAUUCGACUAGUGCAGUCCCGAACCCUUCGCCGAAGGGGCAAAUUAUGGAUGAUUCAAAAGCGUUUCGUACACCAAACGCUGCGAACGUCCCGUUGCCUUCAACCUCCUCAUCGACGAACACCAGCAGCAAUGUGAACCAGUUAGCAAGUCACUCAGAUAGAUCGUUUACCGUGGACUACAUCUCAGAGUUGCGGGAUCUUCAGCAGAAGAUUAUGACAUUGCAGGACAGUAAUGAUCUUCAGCAAGUGGUUGAAUUGAUUGCCCCGACUGGUCGCUUUGAAAUCACAAGUAAAUCAUUUGAUUUCGACUUGUGCACACUUGACCGCAACACGGUUCAAAAGUUGCAAGACUUUUUCGCGACAUCGUGCUCAUGACAGAAAGUUGUGUAUAAUUCGUUUACAAGGUAAAGGAGCAGAGACCAAAUUAUCCUUAAUUAAUCAUUGAUGGACAUUUGAUUCGAAUGUAAAAAAUAAGUAGUUAAGUUUAUGACCUUGGACUGCUAGAUCGGUAUUCCGUUUGUUUUCGGAUAAUUCAAUUGGUCGCUAUUGUUCGUGGGGCUAUCAUUUUCAUCGGAUGAGAAUCAUCAAAUCAAACACCUGAAGUGAAUGGCUCGCUUCGUAGAUAUUGAGCGCGGUUAAUCUUCAUUCGGAUUGGGAUCAAGUUUGGCUUAUAUUAAAGUGAUGUGUUGAAUGAUAUUUACGGAGGGAACAACUGGCUUGCUUCAUGCUAGGAAUGCUAUACAAAUUCCAAUAUUUCUUAGCUAAUUUGAGAAAUAAAAUAAAGAAAUCUUCAUGCUUGCAUGGUUGCAUAUUAAUGUAGAUUUGAUACUCCUUAUUCGAAUGAAGGAGGCGCGGCAUAUUGUAAAGUACUGAUGAAAAUAAGGGAGACACGUUAACCGAGUGUUUUCCUUCCUCUUAUAUAUAUUUCUACUUUGAAGCAAUUAAGCACACAGAUGAUAGGGCAAUGUCUGGAAAUCUGAUUUUAUUAUGAAAGAUGAUCACAGUAGAUAUAAUUGUGUACAAAGACUGCAUGCGGAGUUAUUUGAAAAUCACACAAAGUAUGAAACAAGGAAAACCAUUCAAAUUUAUUUAUAAAAAGUCAAAUAUUGUAUAACUAAUGACGAUAAAAAAUAUAAAUAUAGAACUAUAGAAAGUAUAAAUUGAUAGCUGGAAUAUAAAAUAUUAUUUAUGUAUUUAACAAAGUAAUAAGAGAAAGAAUAUGUGGAGUUUAUUAACUAGUUUUUAGUGUCGUUUUUAUUGGUACUAUGCACCAAAAACCGUAAAUAAGUUGGCAAUUCUUGUAUUUUAUAUUUCGAGAAAGUGUGGUUUCUCGAUGAAAAUUUUUAAUUUUCUUUUUUUUUUCGUUUUGAAAUGUGGUUAGUUGUCAUUUUAAAACUAAACAGUUGAAAUAAAACUAAGAAAUCUGAA
Molecule: messenger RNA, 4339 nt
Organism: Hermetia illucens (black soldier fly)
Lineage: Eukaryota; Metazoa; Arthropoda; Insecta; Diptera; Stratiomyidae
Gene: ear
Product: protein AF-9
Exons: 3
Coding region: 887-3286 (799 amino acids)
Biological process (GO): regulation of DNA-templated transcription
Cellular component (GO): super elongation complex
Source: RefSeq, a predicted model, not a curated record